Molecule: messenger RNA, 3336 nt
Organism: Scomber japonicus (chub mackerel)
Lineage: Eukaryota; Metazoa; Chordata; Actinopteri; Scombriformes; Scombridae
Product: tumor protein p53-inducible protein 11-like
Exons: 8
Coding region: 247-816 (189 amino acids)
Source: RefSeq, a predicted model, not a curated record
GGCAGCUCAUGGCUUGUUUGCUGCUCCGGGGUUUGUGAAAACACGGAGUGCCUCCACACCAUCCGCUCACCGCAGUAACGACCACACUCUGAAGUGAAGUAAACUCUGGAGACUCUUCUGCUUCCUAUUGCAAACCUUUGUGGACCCCACAGGACAUUUGGAAGAACUGAAACAGUAUCAUCAUCCUCAAAUUGUGUUUAGGAGCAACACCACAUCUCAUAGUAUCUGAAUUCAAGUGUGUCUACCAUGGCUUCGAAACCUCACCCUCCUCUGAUGAAGAAGCAUAGUCAGACAGACUUAAUAAGCCGCCUGAAGAGCCGGAAGAUCCUUGGAGUCGGUGGGGAGGAUGAUGAUGGCGAAGUACACCGCUCAAAGAUCAGUCAGAUGCUUGGAAAUGAGAUAAAGUUCACAGUGCGAGAGCCUAUCGGGCUUAGGGUGUGGAUACUCACUUCAGCUGUUGGUUUCACAGUUAUGGCCCUGAUGGCCCUGAUGUUUCCCAACCAACUAUAUGAGGUUAUUUUUGAGGAGGAGCUCUCCACAACUAGUAUCUCCAUUCGCCUUUAUGGAGGAGCACUACUAAGCCUGGCCCUCAUCAUGUGGAAUGGUCUCUACACAGCAGAAAAGAUUGUCAUCCAGUGGACCCUGCUCAGUGAAGCGUGCUACUUUGCCGUCCAGUUUCUAGUGACAUCCGUCACCUUAAUGGAGAUCGGUAUCCUGCCUAAUGCUGCCAUACUCCUGCUGCUCAGUCGAGUGCUCUUCCUGGCAGUCACCAUGACUUACUACUAUCACCUGGGCCGCAAGGCAAAGAAGAUCUGAGCUGACUUCGCGAUACAUCCAGGGACGGGACAGUUGAGCACAGAUCACAAACGUGGGGUCAAAAAGUUUGGAUUAUUAUUUGAUUGGGGCUUGGAGCAUUUCUUUGCCAGUGGAUGCCCCCUGCCCCUUCCAUGGGACCUAGUCUAUUGUAACCCCCAGUAUUCAUCAGAUGAGCACAGUCUCACAUUCCAGACUCAACAACAAGAACUAGAAACCUCACAAUGAAAAUGAAUUACUCCUUCACCGGGCAGUGAGGUCCUCCUUUUGCGCAAUUCAGAGUGCUGUUAUUAUACAGAGGGAGCUAGUUAGUGCAUUACAUCCUUGUGCCACCUGGUUUUAUGGUUUGAUGUGUACAGUAUAGAAUAAUUUCACACAUGUUGUUCAUGUGCACUUACAUGAUUUCAAGAUUCAGAAAUUAGUGUUACCUAUUUCAUAAGAAAGAUCUUGAGACUGCUUCUUAAUCACACUUAAGGACCAAGAGUUUGUGCUAAAAUGUGUUUCCUGUUUGAUGCUUUUGAUGUCAAUUCAUACUGUAUGUAUGCUAAAUUGAAGCCUGAAUAUCUGUGCUUUUGCAUGCUUCUGUGACAGCUCCUCCAGUGAACACACCAAAUGGAAAAAGCAUCAACUGAGCUGAGUGCAAAAUUCAAGUGCAGUCAGAUAAGGUGGAUGAAUGCUGGAUGAGUGACAAUUAAUCUUUUCUUAUACAGUGUGGUAAGCACACAGAGGAAAUUCAAUAAGGUCAGUUUUUACUUUCAAUCAUGCCCAUCAAUCAUAUUCAGAUUCAGACAACCCAAGAAGAAAUGCUGUAUCUACAAAAAAUGUCAGGGACAAAGUGGGUUUUAUAUUCCUUUAAGUAUAUCAGUCAGUUCUACCAAAGUGAAUAGGAAGUGUUUUGUACAGAAUAUUUACUCUACUGAGAUGAAUACAUGUUAUGCUGAUAAAUGCACAUGUGCACGAGAGGCAGUGUAAUUGUCUCCAUGUACGAAGCUGUGUGUAUACUGUUUGCCCUGAGUCAUCUUACACAAAGUCUUAAAUAUUCUAUCCGUUACUGUAAAGAUAAUGUCACAAGCUGAGCAGAGCAUGUCACGCAUGUGUUGGGUAAACAAACCUGAGCUGGUUCGUCAUUAGUGACGUAGCAGUUUAUUUUUUUUACAUAAACCAUAUCCUCAGUCUUGCCUUAAAACUACUUUAAAAGAACAGUCACAAACACUGCAUCCUACUUUUUGUAUAUAUGUAAAUAAAAGUAUUUACCAUCACGUGGUGUUUUUGUGAACCAAACAGGGAACUUGUUCAGUAUUAGUUAAAUGAUUUUCAAAGAUUGAUCUUUCUCUUGGUGUGUCUAAUUUUGUACCUAAUUAAGUGAUAUUUGUGUUUUGACAUCAUGCAUGCAAUAUAAUCCACCAAAAGUAAUAGCUCAAAUUGUGUAGCAAGUUUCCAGCUGGAUGCAAAGCAGAUAAACAAAGGUUAAUGACAGUGAAUGGAUGUGUUAACCAAAAAUUGCAAAAACCCUUAAAAGGAGAAGUUAAUUUGUGUGCUAGAAAGUUAAACUGUAUGUGCUUUAUUACAGACAAAACCCAACACUUGACAGUUUCAAUCCACUCAAUAUGUUCAGGACAUUUUCUACCUCCCUUGGCAGGCUAUUAAAUAUACAACAUCUCUGCUCAAUGAUUUUUAGAGCUGGGGCAGCAAUGAUAAUUUGUCCAAUCUGAGGCCAGUCAAAAACGCACUAUAAAGAUUGACAUUGACAUUUUGUGUCUAACUUGAAUCUUCAUUUUGAGUUGAACAGGGUGCAUCAGUAAGUCCCCUCCAAAGGUGGUCCAUAUUGUUGCAAAUGACCACGUUCAGUCCUACCCCAGAAGGGAGUAGUCCUGAGGUCAGAGUGAUUGUGGGUUUGCAAUUGUGAGUCCAGCGCUCAAGGCAGAUGUGCUUGUUGCUUGGGUGAGCUUUCAGUUCAGAUAGGGAACGUGAAACAUGGGUGAGGUCUCUCAUACUCCUGAAAAGUAGUAAUUACCCCUUUUCCAGUGUUUAAUUAGAUGUAGCUCUCCCGAGUGACACUGUGUGCCCCAACUUACUGAUUCAUCCUGACUAGCAUGGUAAUUAUGGAGUUAAAGAAAAUGUCAUUCCAUUUCUGUCGAUACUAGAGGCCUCAAAUCAUCAGCCUUGUGAAAUGUUCAAAGGUCUGUAAAGCAGUUUAUUUUAGGAGAGAUGGGUGAUUUUGGGGGAUGGGCAGAUGAAGGGAGGUAAAGAAAUGUCUCUUUCAUCCUCCUGGUUCUCUGACGUAAAGCAGUAAAAUAUUACAUUGGUAAAUUGAGAUUUUAGAUGAAUGGUAAGUAAGCUAUUCAUUCUGUCUGAUGUAGAUAAAACCUAUAUUGUACUGUUGUGAAUAGCAUACCAGGUUAAACUGUUUAAAGUUGUAGCAUUGUGUUUUUAUGUAUAUAUGUGCUAUAUUGUACCUCAAAAAUGAAUUGUCAUGAAUUUCCAUUUAGUUUGAAAUAAAAACUGCUGUUUAUUUUGAAGACU